This is a messenger RNA of Gadus chalcogrammus (walleye pollock), 1149 nucleotides long. It is a transcript of the gene rprma, whose product is annotated as reprimo, TP53 dependent G2 arrest mediator candidate a. The transcript has a single exon. The record is from RefSeq and is a predicted model, not a curated record. Lineage: Eukaryota; Metazoa; Chordata; Actinopteri; Gadiformes; Gadidae. Bases 242 to 553 code for a protein of 103 amino acids.
GGUUACACGAGACAUCUAGUGGUGCGACGCCAAAGCAAACCCAUCAACCACAGAAGACCCCUCACCCAAAAAGAAAGUCUACCUGGCAACUUCUGCAACUCAACUAAAUCAUUGUCCUGUGUGUGUGUUCCCUCGAUCGUCUCCUUAUUAAAAUCACAGUUUAGAUUGGCGUUGGAGUGUUUCCCCUGGAUUUCUCCCCCUUUUCUUCCCUCCUCUGACAUCCUCAACUUCUGAAGCGGCGAUGAAUUCGACCGGAUUCAACCAGACUGACCUGGGCGGGUUGUUCAACAAGACUGAGGACUUCUUCUGCUGCAACUUUUCCUCGGUGGUGACGGACCACGGCCUGGUGUCCACCGCGCCGGACGAGAGGAGCCUCUUCAUCAUGAGGGUGGUGCAGAUCGCCGUCAUGUGCGUGCUGUCCCUCACCGUGGUCUUCGGGAUCUUCUUCCUGGGAUGUAACCUGCUCAUCAAGUCCGAGGGGAUGAUCAACUUCCUGGUGACGGACCGGAGACCCUCCAAAGAGGUGGAAGCGGUCAUUGUCGGAGCGUACUGAUGGGGACUCGGGGGGGGUCAUGAAACUUUAAUGGCGCAGUGACUGGUGACUGAUGGCGCCACUUACUGAGAACAGUGGAUGUUCAGACAGACGGACGUCUCUGGAUUUAUUUAAGAACUUCAGACGUGAAACGGUCACGUUAUGAGUGGGAUUUGAAUCCUCUGGUGACUGAGGUAAAGGUAUUAAAAGUGAGGCUAAACUGUGGAGCCAUAGCGCACCCUAAGGCAGUUUUUUUGUAAUCUAAGUAUUCACAAUCGCUGUGAUGUAUUUGAAGCAGUAGUUGAGGGGGGAUGUUUUUCACGAAAUUGCACAGGCGAUGGAGAAUGAAUGUGCUGCAUGUGUCUAUGAUUUGCAUACCAAAUGCAGAAUUUUAAUCAAUGUAUGCGCUGUAAUCACAUUCCUAAUGAAAACGAACCGCUCAGUCAAUUAAGAUAGCCGUGCCUCUCUUUGCUGUACAUUCUUACUUUAAUUAAAGCAUUUUUGUCAAAAUUAACCUACUCUGUUUAUCCAUCUACUAAUUACGAUUAAGAAAUUGUACUCCCGGUUUUUUUCAAAGCACAUUUCGAGUAUAUUCUAAUUAGUCACACACUUUUGAA